Molecule: messenger RNA, 1938 nt
Organism: Symbiodinium necroappetens
Lineage: Eukaryota; Dinophyceae; Suessiales; Symbiodiniaceae
Source: the annotation of a GenBank genome assembly
AUGCACCCUCGUAAUGAUCGCGGUGGAAGUGCUUAUCUGGGCCUCCAGCGGGAAGCUGUCGAGUGCCGGGAACCUCCGCGGCAAGCGGGCCUCGCAGUCAGGGUGCCGCUGACGGCGCAUGGCCCGUAUCCCGGAUGUCAAUCACCUGUCGCUGGGCAUAGUGUCAAGAUUGACAACAUCACUUGCACGCAAGACGAAGUGAUUUCGGUGAAGGAGGAGCUCAGGGAAAAAUUCUCAAAGUUUGGAGAGAUCGGGGAUGUGUAUAUACCGAGAGAUCGAAAUUUUGCGUUUGUUCGCUAUCUGGAGAAGCGCGAUGCUGAAGAUGCCGUUGAUGCAAUGGAUGGUAAGGACAUAAUGGGCCAGGAGAUCAGCGUGUCCCUUUCCAUGCAGGCCAAGAAAACGGCAGAGGAGUUGCCGGACAAGGGCCGAGGAGCAGGUCGUAGAUCACGCUCGCGGCGUCGCCGGGAUGACUCCCGGUCUGAGUCCUACACGCCGUGGCUUUCUCAGGAAUUUCGCAGGGAGAUUUCAGUUCCGGCCGUCGGGCUUGCUGGGCGUCACGCUCAGCUUCGCGAGAACGGCGUCGGCGUAGAAGGGGCAGGCGAGAUGAGUCGCGAAGCCGUCGCCGGCGCCGGCGUCGAUAGCAUCAAGAGGCUGCAAUGGCGCUGGCCUGCGUGUGCAUGCCCGAAAGCAAGCGGCAGACAGCCCUUGUGUGGCAACUUCCAACCAGCGAAGCUGUCACCACAAGCAAUCAUCUCCAGUAAUUUCAGUUUCCUCAUCCUAGUCUCCAGGCUGCAGGUGGAAUGGCGAUGUAUUGCCCCGAAAACAGAGUUACUGGAGCGAGAGAGCUCUGUGCGGUUUUGGAUCACUUAUGCCAUCGACCAGUUGCAAGAUUUCGUCUGCCAUAGGCUCUGCUCUUUUCGCCGCCAUGAGGGCGGCCCCCGCUUUUCGCCCAUGCGCUACGAGCUCCAUGAGCUGGAGAAGCUUCCAGAAGCACACGGAACAUUCAGCAUUGGCUGCUUGGAGAAUGGGGAGGUCAUCACUGGCUCGAAGAAAAGUGUGCAAGUGUGGUCAACACCAUCUGCGGGUUCGAUGUCACGUCUCGCCGAAGUCGAGGUCGAGGCUACAUGUCUGGUCGGGCUGGGGUCCCAGACGAUAGCGGCAGGCGAUGCUGCCGGGCGUGUGCGAGUGUGGCACUUGCGACGACGGGUGCUUAAGGAGGUCGUGUGUGUGCACCCUCACUCAGGUCCAGUGAGAGCUGUCAGCAGUGGUGGGGACAUUCUGCUGACGGCUUCUGAUGAUGGCACUGUGAAGCAACUGGACGUGCUGGCUGAUUUCGUGCCUUCGGACUUCUUCACAGUCGUUCAUCUCCCGAGAUCCACACGAGAGAACGAGCACCCCUUUCUGCCCGGGGAUGGCGUGCCAGCAUCUGCCAUACUGGCACGUGGCAAGAACGUGCUUGUGGGCUGCGUGGUGGCAUCCUCAGUCUUCCUUCAGAGGAUGGAGUGGCGGCGCACUCGGCAAAGUGAGAAGCUGCCUUUCCCCGCCUGGGGUGCACAGAAAUGGAGGUUUGGGUGCUAUCGCGCCGACUCCAAGUUCCGUGUUCCUGUUCGCGGCCUGGAUGCCGACCCGGAGGGCCCAGGUGCCCGAGUGCUGGCUGUCGGGGGCGGACGUUUUGGCAUCUGGCUUGAUCCAGCCCAAGGACGGCAAGCCAGUCCAGAUGACGAGGCUCAGCAGCCAGCAUUCACAGCAAAGUGUGGUCCAUCAGAAACAGCUGUGGUCUUGCUGCCAGGGCAGCCAAAGGAUCUGCUGCAAGUCACGCGUGCCGUGACUGGGGAGUUGAACUGCAACUGUGAAUGGACACCUGUUUCCUCCAAGUUCGCAGCCCGGAGCAUGGGGCAGCCUCUGGAAAACCUUGCGCAAAUGAGCCACAUUGUGUGA